Ruditapes philippinarum (Manila clam) is the source of this 4014-nucleotide messenger RNA. Its product is annotated as snake venom 5'-nucleotidase-like. Gene Ontology annotation, biological process: nucleotide catabolic process. Gene Ontology annotation, molecular function: metal ion binding; hydrolase activity, acting on ester bonds; nucleotide binding. NCBI's taxonomy places the organism in Eukaryota, Metazoa, Mollusca, Bivalvia, Venerida, Veneridae. The transcript has 10 exons. Bases 135 to 1853 code for a protein of 572 amino acids. The record is from RefSeq and is a predicted model, not a curated record.
GCUACGGAACGCCGUGAAAGAAGAACGUGAUAUUGCAUACUUACUGAAACAAAGAACGUAAUAUAUUGCAAACUUACUGAAACUAAAAACAGAAAAGUGAAUAUAGUUAAUCUUUCACUUAAGUUGCAACAGACAUGGAUUUUCUUAAUAAAGAUAAUAUUUUAUUCGCGAUUGUAUUUUUCUCUCUUGCAUGUUGUAGCAUAUCAGGGUUUGAAAUAACAGUUUUACAUACGAACGAUGUUCACGCGAGAUUCGAACAAUUCAAUAAAUAUGGAUCAACGUGCGGCACGAGCGAUGCUCAAGAGGGGCGUUGUUUCGGAGGAGUGGCCAGACGACAUACCAAAAUUCAGGAAAUUCGAAAUAGCCAUGACAACGUGAUUUUGUUGGAUGCCGGAGACCAAUUCAUGGGCACCGUAUGGUUUACUGUACAUCGUGGUAUGGCGACUUCUUAUUUCAUGAAGGAACUUGGAUACGAUGCUAUGUGUCUUGGAAACCAUGAGUUUGAUCUAGAAAUGGAAGGUCUUGCAAAGUUUCUCGAUAAUGUCACGUUUCCGGUCGUAAGCGCAAACACUGAUGUCACAAAUGAACCACGUCUGGCAGGAAAGUUCUCGAAAUCUUGGACUACAACAAUAGGUGGUGAAGAAAUCGGCGUUGUUGGAUAUUUAACCACGAACACUCAAUUCCCAAAUGAGGGACCAAUGGUGAAGUUCCAUGACGUAAUUACAUCAGUCCAAGAUGAAGUAGCCCUAUUGAUAGGCCAAGGAAUUAACAAGAUAUUUGCCCUCGGGCAUGCAGGGAUAGAUAUAGAUAAACAAGUAGCUGCUAUAGACGGUGUUGACCUGGCCAUAGGUGGACAUACAAACACAUUCCUGUACAACGGUGAGAAACCAGCUGGUGAAGAUAUAGAAGGACCGUAUCCUAUUGUUGUUGACCAGCCAGGUGGUGGUAAAGGACUCGUUGUUCAAGCCUACACCUUGGGCAAAUACCUUGGUUACCUUAACCUGAAGUUUGACUCCAAUGGCAUAUUAACAAACUAUUCGGGAAACCCUAUCCUAUUGGAUUCUUCAGUUUCAGAGGAUGUGCGGAUUUUACAGGAAAUAAAUGAAUGGAGGAAGCCUGUAGAGAACUUGAAUUCACUAACAGUCGGUUAUUCUAAUGCGAUGUUGGACGGUGAGAGGCUAUCAUGUAGGCUCAAGGAAUGUAAUCUAGGAAAUCUUAUGACAGACGGAAUUGUAGACUACCACAUGAAUUUCAGUCACCCGGAAUCUGACUGGGCGCCGGCUGCUAUAGCUUUCUGGAACGGUGGUGGUAUUAGAUCAUCUAUUGAUAAAGGAGUUGUAAGUGCAGGAGAUAUUUACAGCGUGUUACCAUUUGGAAAUGAGAUAGAUCUUAUAACAGUGUCCGGUAAAAACCUCCGAGAACAGUUAGAACAUUCCGUCGCAAAUUACAACCGGUCCCUCCCUUCCGGUGCCUUUUUUCAGAUGUCGGGACUUCGAGUAGUGUAUAAUCUACAGAACCCCGUCGGAAGCCGCGUUGUUUCUGCAGAAGCCAGAUGUCUGAGUUGCGACAUACCAAAAUAUUACCCUCUCCGAGAUAGUGAAGAUUAUAACAUAUUUGGGUCAACCUUUAUCAUAAAUGGAGGUGAUGGAUAUAACUUUGAAGCUUUAAAACGACAUCGUUUCAAUACAUUAGACGCAGCAACACUGAUUAAGUAUUUUAAGAAGCACAGUCCCGUGUUUGCAGAGGUCCAGGGUAGAAUCCGGUUCAGUAUAGAUUCUGCUUCAGCGUCGGGUACCCAGCAUUUACCCACUAUCAUCUUCAUAAUGUCUUCAUAUAUGAUCACAUUUUUGUAAAUGUUUGUUGCAUAUUAAUUAUAAGAAAUAAAUAGAUUUCCUUUUGUAAAAAACGGAAUAAAAUAGCCUUCAAUGUAAACUUAUAAAUAUAGUAAACUGUAAAUAAAGUUGUAUUUAGCUUCUUUUUUUGAAACUGUAACAAAUAACCAAAAAAUAAAUUGAGACUUGAUGGUAACAGGUAUUUUUCAUAUUGUAAACUUGUUUGAAAACCAGUUUUAUCGUUGUAGCUGAUGUCCCAUUCGUGUUUAAAUAUUAUAUAGUGUUUACAAGGGCGUAUCACUUUGGGGGACAGGAUCUGACCCCUUAACGUCUGUGCUUGAAACCUGUCCUCACAUUUAAACAAAAUUUUCAGUGGCUUGAUUUAGACCUUGUGUAACUCCCGUUCUCCCUUCAUUUUUUUUACUAAAUCUUCAGCUUUCUUUUGAAUAAAAAUUGGCCCCUCUUCCGCCCCGUUUGCCUGUCUCUGCCCGUUUGUUGUCCAAUUUGAUGCCGUUGCUUUUGGAUGUUCUGUCAAAGAUGUUGUCCUAUAUUGAUCUUUAUUUUCAUAUAUUUUGUUAAGAUUUAAGAGAAAUUAUUUUUUUUGGAGGAAAUGAACCAAUAGGUAUUACACAAAACUUUAAAGCAGAUGUUUGGACUAAAGAUGGUGUACCUGUGUCGUUCGUACCAUCUUUGUCAUUCCAUGCCUGUACCGUUUGAAUUCAGUUUCUGAACCUCUAAGUUUAAUUUAAUUAAACGUAAUCUGUUUUCAUUAAAAUAAUUUUUUGAUAUCGCGUUUGUAUUCUUACGUAUGUAUUUUUGCCAAGGGAAUUCGGCAUACACGCUCAAUCAAAAGAAGAUGAUUUUGCUAUUACAUAUAUGAAAAUUCAUGUGGGUCUAGAAUGAUCGUAGAGGGCGUUUAAUAAAUUGCAAAUUUUGGAAUGCAUACGAAAUUAUUUGUUUUUGUUGCUGAAACUAAAUUUUUUUUUGGUUUUAAAAAGAAAUAUUCACAGUUCAAAAGGCAUAUCGUUUCGUUACAAUUCUUGAAAAUAUUUUUACUUGGACUUCUGGCACUGCUUAAACAUACAGUAAAAGGGUACAUCCCAUCUUGAUAAAGAAUGGAAAGGCCAUUUACUCCAGUAUAGCUUCUCAUAGGAUAGAUUCCAAAGUGCCUAGAGGAUUCAUUCCCAUAUUUGAUGGACGUCAAUGAGUAAAACCGUCUUCAAAUUAUUUUACAUAGCUCAAGUCAUAACAGUUUUAAGAAAAUAUGGACAAAUUUGGGUACUUGACAAGUAACUAGAUCUGUGUAGAGAGUAUUCUCUGGCGGUAAAGUAAAUGGGAAGGACAAAGAUAUGUUUAAAAUGAUAUUUUGCCCAUCUAAGGGUAGAUAGUGAGUGAACAGGUUAAAGUCAAAGUAAGUUUACAUUUUGCCAUAAUUCCUUUCAAUGUUAUAAUUGUCUUCGCGUGAACGAUGAAAUACUUUUGUGACCAUAGGGAAUUUCUGUAAAUAUCCAUUGAAAUGUUCAUGGUUUAAAAAAAUACACUGGUCUUCAGGGCAAAGUUAGUCCUUUUUCAUUAUUAGCUCACCAGAACCGAAGGUUCAGUGUGAGCUAUUAGUAUCAAAGGGGGAUGCUCCGGCGUCCGUCAGUCCGUCGUCAUGCGUCAAUAAUUGUCUUCUUCUCUGAAACUGCUGAGCAGAUUUACUUCAAAUUUUGUCUGUAGCAUCCUUGUGACAGUCACAAGUAAAUUUGCUCAUGUCAUUUCAAUUGGCCCAUUUUAGGGGGCAACAGAGCUAAAAAUAGAAAAACCUUUAAACAUCUUCUACUAAAGAACUAAUUGACGGAUGAUCACCAAACUUUGUCUGUAGCAUUCUUAGUUAUUUUUUAUCAAGUUUGUUCAUAUUAAUUUGAUUGGCCCAAUUUAGGUGCCGUUACAGCUAAAAAAAGAAAAAACCUUUAAACAUCUUUUUUCUACAGAACAAAUUGGUGGAUGAUCACCAAACUUUGUCUGUAGCAUUCUUGGGUAGUCUUUUAUCAAGUUUGCUCAUAUUAAAAAAAGAAAUACCUUUAAACGUCUAUUUCUACAGAACUAAUUAAUAGAUGAUCACCAAACUUUGUCUGUAGCAUUCUUUUAGUCUUUUAGUCUUUUGUCAAGUUUGCUCAUAUUAAUUUGAUUGGCCCUGUUU